Messenger RNA from Ylistrum balloti, 4763 nucleotides. RefSeq lists its product as uncharacterized. Gene Ontology annotation, biological process: regulation of transcription by RNA polymerase II. Lineage: Eukaryota; Metazoa; Mollusca; Bivalvia; Pectinida; Pectinidae. The coding region runs from base 499 to 4431 and encodes 1310 amino acids. The record is from RefSeq and is a predicted model, not a curated record. Gene Ontology annotation, molecular function: chromatin insulator sequence binding. The transcript is spliced from 3 exons. Gene Ontology annotation, cellular component: chromosome.
CAAUGUACGACCCCCCGCCUCAGUGAAAACCGAUCUCCGUUCUGACUAACCGAAUACCUCCUUAUAUGGCACACGGGGGCCACAAAAUCUGCGUUUUAUCUCAUCAAGUCCCGUUUUUACACAAAUUUGGCAACAUGUGCUCUAGUUUUACAACAGACAGAUUGCAAGGCACGUCUCCGACAAAAGUUUGGAGACUUUUGAAAACUUCUGAUGUUCCUCUGGUGAUCAGCUGAUCGGCUGGUUGUAGUUUAGUUUAUAUACACAAUGGCUACAAUCACAAAGGAAGUGAAUAUCUAACAAUUGCAUUGGAAUAUAUACAUGUUUGAUAAUAGUUCUGUAACGUGACAAUGGAUUGGCGUUAAACAACGAUGUUGAUUUGUGUACAACGGAUUUACAAGUCAAAAAGUUUUAUUUUGCUGUGAUCAUCAAACCGGAAAGGAAUUACACACAACUAAGGCUUAAAAUAUUAUAGUUAAAAAUAAUAUUGUAUCAUUUACCAUGUCUCAUCGAAGGAAAAGUGCUCACCCCCUGAACAAGCAGAAAAGGAUUGGGAGUGUUGUGGACCGAGUGCUAGCCGCAAAAACACGAGAAUACGCUCUUUUAUCCGGAGAGAAGGAUGCUGUCCAACAACCAGGGACCGUGGAAGAGCUUUUCAAGUCAAAUGAAAGUCCGUCAGCCAAUCGGAUGUCGCCAGCUGUAUCAACUGACGGCUCCAGCGAAUCAUCAUUCAAUGCCUUGCUUGAUUCAUCCAAUCAGAACAUCGCUAUCCCAGAUGACAUAUUUAAAGACUUUCAAGCCUUGAAGAGUGCCACUCAUCUCGACACUACCGAACUGAUGAGAAAAUUGUUGAAGGAAUACACAAGUGGACCAGAAUCUGAUGCAGAGGGCAGCAACAACAUCGAUCAGAAAAAGUCACCUUCAAUGGAACAGAACCAAGAUGUCUCUAGCCUCUCCGAGUAUUAUAAAUCGGAGGCUGAUGACGUCACGAAAUCUGACAAUGAAAUAUCGUACCAGUCUGAUGUGAACGAACCCCUGGAUCUGUCCACUAUCAAAACCGAAAAACAAGACAAGUAUAAUGACUAUGGCACUGGUAUGACCCCGGUGACCUUGGCUCGUGACCUCUCGCAACAGAUCAACGUCCGUCAUGGGUCAACACUUUUUCCUACCAAUAUUGAGACACAGAAAUCGCCACCUUCCUAUGGUGAUGGAAAUCCUGGAGGCAUGAUCCUGUAUCCAUUUUUUGGCGCGAAUGCACAGUAUCCCUUAUCUGUACCCGAAGCUUCAAUGAAGGUUCCGACAGUGAUGCACCAACCUGUUCUAGGCGAUCGCGAACAGACGGAGAACCCAAACCCAGCAUCUCCAGAGCAACAUCACAUGAUAAACAGUAACGAACAACCGGAAAGUAAUUUUCAGUCAGAGAACUACAGAGAAGUUCAGUUUCAAAAUGGAUCAGUUAAAAUCAAAGGCACUAAGUUACAUCCGGAAAUUCAAGUUGGUGAUUUGACAGAAAGUGGUCAAAACACACCAAUCGAAAGUGAACAAAUUUCCUUACAGUUUCAAACUGUAUCGCCAAAACUGAUCGCGAACGGAAGUAACACAGAUUCCACUGCCGUUGUCAUGCCAACGGACGCGACACCGGUACCAAUAGCAGCCAUUCCGACAACUCGGGAAAUGAUGCCAAAUUUGUCAUCGGUGCAACAAUCAGCUCCCCAAAUCGCUGGCGUUCUUCCGACGGUAAUGACCCCUUCUGAACUUUCGAAUAUGAAUUUUGCCGAGAACUACGCAGCUGCGACUGCUCAACUGCAGUUGCAGGAGUUUCAGAAGCCGUCUAAAGUAUCGGGAAAAUCUAAGAAUGUAAACAAAAAAUCUGGGCAAAUGAAACUGAUUGCAGAGAACACAUCCCACCACGGAGUUUACACUAGCGUGUUAAAAUUGCCUUGGAGUCGACGUACACGAACACCGAAGACGGAGAGUAACGAAAAAAGCAGUCAGCAACAGCAAAAAUUACUGCUAAAACAACAACAACAACUUCAACAACAACAACAACAACAACAACUGCAACAACAGCAACAACAACAACAACAACAGUUAAUGCAACAACAGCAGCAAGGUCAACAACCUCUCAUGUUGCUACCCGUGGCCACAACGAAUUUACCGUCCUCCCAAGCUGGGGUGUUCAUUCCCGCCACAAAUUUCUCCAUGCCAACCGUCAUGUCAAACCCUACCGAUUCGUCUGUGAACAGCGCUGUUAUGACUUCGACGGUAACCACGCCUGCGAUCACACCUAUAGCCACACCAACUACAACCCAACCUAUGAUGAUGGUUUAUCCCAAUGCCACGUUUGGCACUGUAAAUAAACCUGUGAGGAAACGAGGUCGUCCGCCGAAAGUUCCCGUGUUAGCCCGGAUGUUAGCUGAAGCAAACAAAAGAGCCGCUUUAGACAUGCAACAGAUUCCAAACUUUUUCCAGAACUUUCCAGCAUGUCAGCAACCGGCGGCUAUUGUUUUGAAUGUAAACAAUAUGGUCAAUCCGGCCGUGCCUGGGUCAAUUACGACGCUCAAUCCUGUGACGUCGUCAUCAAGCACACCCAGUAAUCCACCCGCUGUUGUUACCGCCCCAACGGAUACCGUUCCAAUCGAGCAGAUCCCAAUUCAGCCCCAUACUCUAGAUUUACAGCAAACAUUGCCAGUUUUGUCCAAUCAAAUUCCCGUCCAGCAAAUUCAAACACCGGAUAUAGCUACCCCUGCACCAAUUGCUCAUGCGAUGGACAACGACCCGCGCUACAGAACAUUGACACAUGCUGAUGUUUCCAGUCCGACUCUUCAAAAUCCUUCACCAGAUCUGAUGCCAAAGUCACAACCUCCUCAGCCAGAAUUAAAAACUAUAUCCACUACAAGCGUCGCGAAAAACGACUCUGGCGCCCUCUACCAAGAAAUGAUCCUUUCAUCCAAAGCGUUGGUGAAUGUGAAACCUAGGCGACGUCAAACAACCACAGAACUCCUGAAAUCUAAAUCCGGAGCCGACAGUUUUAUAUGCACCUCCUUCCGUCUUCGAUCGUCACCGGGAAAGGCAAAAGAAAAGAGAACGGCUGUGGUCACGGGUAUGAAACGUCGAGGUCGACCGCCAAAAAGGAGAGUAAUGGGAAUGUUUGACCACCAAACUGAAAGUAUGGGCAAGAAGACAACUGACCAACUAGCUUCACAAGUUCCAAUUUCAGACUCUCAAUCAAUAGCACAAUUGUACGGCGAGACGAAUCUCGACGCCUUGCACUCACCAACAGAAAUUGGACAAACCGCGCUAAAUUUGACUGGAGGCGACCACCUAGACCAAUGUCCAAGAAGCCUGAGCAGUUCAGAAGAACCACGUCUGUUUGACGGAGAAAUUGAUAGCACCUAUGACAACCCGUUGUUAGGGAAUCAGUUCGGUGUUGAAGGAUCGCUAUCAGAUGGAUGUUUACCUCGAGAUACAUCUCAAGGGCGCUUCAUUUUCUCUAGCGAUGAUGAUGAAGCUCGUUUGAAUCGAGAACAAAAAGUUGGUUUGGAUUGCGACCUUGAGCGCGACGAGAGUUCCAACGAUGAUAAUGAUUGUCUGUCUAACGAUAUGUUUUCAAAAUUAUUUCAUUGCAAAGUGUGCAAUGAAAUUAUACCGGUGGAAAAGAAAAACGAGCAUUGGGAAAAGCACGCGCGUGUGAAACUAAAGUGUGUCACGUGUGCCGCAACUUGUCACAAGUUUCUGACUAAGGAACAAAUGUCGUCCGAUUCUGCGCGAGAACAUAUGCAAUGUGACAAUUGUGAACGGUCAUCUGAGAUGGACAUUUCUGACCCACCUCUUUCUACUAUUGUCCAGUGUGAAAUAUGUCAGGAGAGUUUCCCAGAUGGACGAACAUUAAAACGACACAUCAAGGUAGAACAUCCUGGAACGUAUGCUCUGCAAAAAGCAAAGCUCAUGAGCAUCAGGAAACACUCGGAGGACCAAUCUCACUCGAAUCCGAAAUCACAUGAACUGAAAGUGUAUUUAUGUCCUGUUGAAGAAUGUCAGAAAAAGUUUUAUUCAAAGUUUCGGAUCAAGCUGCACAUGAAAAAGUGGCAUACUAAUAGACAGGGUUCUCCCUCCUCUAGUACGGAGGGAGGUAAAAAGAACGGAGGUAGUCGUAGCCAAUACCGACAGUUUACAGUGAAAGGCUACACGUGUUCUUGGCCCGGCUGUGAUGAGGAAUUUCAGACAGAACGAAAUUUGAAAGUACACCUUUUGCUUCACAGAGAUGAAAAACCUCUCAAAUGUGACUUCUGCGACUAUCGCUGUCGUCAGAGAACAGCUCUUGGAUGGCACACUCGUAAACACCAUCCAGAAGCUUCAAACGUCCUCAUGACAUACACACAAUCAGGCUCAACGGAAAGCUCUGCACCUGGCGAGGAAAAUGGCGUCGAGUAGUUAUCAGCGGAUAUUCUGAUUCAGUAGAAAACUUAGGGUCAUAAAAAAUAUGUGAAGUUAUUAUCGUGAAUUCAAACGUUUACGAAACAUCAGCAUAUUCGUUAGAAUUAGGGCUGCUUGGAGAAUGAACACUUGGCUAUGAUUCUGUUAAAUGCUCUAUUGCCAUGCUAUUAACCGAGACGAGAAAUGAAAGAUACCUGAUCAUCAUGACUGACUAAUCGAUAAACCACCUCAUAUGGACAAUGAAUAGUUUAGGCUUCUGUGAUUAUACGGUGACAAUUCGGACUCAGGGAACAAUGUCUGCUGCUAUGGAAUAAAUGUUUUAGCAGUUA